Messenger RNA from Pipistrellus nathusii (Nathusius's pipistrelle), 1083 nucleotides. NCBI's taxonomy places the organism in Eukaryota, Metazoa, Chordata, Mammalia, Chiroptera, Vespertilionidae. The record is from the annotation of a GenBank genome assembly.
AUGAAUUAUACUGAGUCCAGCCCAUUGGCAGAAUCACCUGCAAUUGGUUUUACACCUAAGUUAGAAAGUAUUAUACCUGUGCCUUCCAAUGACACCGCUUGUGAAAACUGGAGAGAAAUACAUCAUCUGGUUUUUCAUGUAGCAAAUAUUUUUUUUGCAAUUGGGUUGGUUAUUCCAACUACUCUCCACCUCCAUAUGAUACUUCUUAGGGGGAUGUUAGCUAUAGGAUGCUCCUUUUACAUCAUGUGGGCCACACUCUACCGAUGUGCCUUGGAUAUUGUGAUCUGGAACUCAGUGUUCCUCGGUGUCAAUAUGUUGCAUCUUUCAUAUCUUUUGUUCAAGAAAAGACCGGUCAAGAUCGAAAAGGAACUCAACGGCGUAUACCGGCGAUUGUUUGAACCACUCCGAGUGCCUCCAGAUUUGUUCAGAAGAUUAACUGGACAGUUUUGUGUGAUCCAAACCUUGACAAAGGGUCAGACAUAUGCUGCAGAGGAUAAAACCUCAGUCGACGAUCGUCUGAGUAUUCUCCUGAAGGGAAGAAUGAAGGUCUCCUAUCGAGGACAUUUUCUGCAUAACAUUUACCCCUGUGCCUUUAUAGAUUCUCCUGAAUUUAGAUCAACUCAGAUGCACAAAGGUGAAAAAUUCCAGGUCACCAUUGUUGCAGAUGAUAACUGCAGAUAUUUAUGCUGGUCAAGAGAAAGAUUAACUUACUUCCUGGAAUCCGAACCCUUCCUGUAUGAAAUAUUUAGGUAUCUUAUAGGAAAAGACAUUACAAAUAAGCUCUACUCAUUGAAUGAUCCCACCUUAAAUGAUAAAAAAGCCAAAAAGCUGGAGCACCAGCUCAGCCUCUGCACACAGAUCUCCAUGCUGGAGAUGAGGAACAGCAUCACCAGCUCCAGCGACAGUGAGGACGGCCUGCACCAGUUCCUCCGGGGCACCCCCAGCGCAUCCUCGCUCCAUGUGUCCUCCCCACACCAGCGGGCCUCGGCCAAGAUGAAGCCAAUAGAAGAAGGGGUGGAAGACGAUGACGAAGUCUUUGAACCCGCGUCACCCAAAGCAUUUAAAGUCCGUGAGUUGCCUUGA